This is a messenger RNA of Macaca mulatta (Rhesus monkey), 1835 nucleotides long. RefSeq names its product eva-1 homolog A, regulator of programmed cell death (gene EVA1A). The record is from RefSeq and is a predicted model, not a curated record. NCBI's taxonomy places the organism in Eukaryota, Metazoa, Chordata, Mammalia, Primates, Cercopithecidae.
UUUCCUCCCACUGACUCGGGCUCCUCCAGCUUCUGCGGGGCUUGGCGCCGCCGCCCGUGAGCACCCAGGCCGGGACCCCACGUCCCCAGGCCAGCCCUGACCCCGGCGGCCCCUCCGGCAGGAUUCCUUUCCGAGGUGCUAGUGCCGGCCCAAGCGCCGGGCAGCGCUUUGUCGCGUCCGCCCCUCGGUGAUCAGCUCCGGGUCCCCCUGCUCGGCCCCGCGCGCCCCGAGCGCAGUCCCCGGAAGUGCGCGCCGGGGCCCCAGCGAAGAGUCUGAGAAGCCAACUGGGGCCAAGCAAGUUUUAGAACCUCUACUGGCUGAUGCCAACAUCGUCAGAGAUGAACUGUUCUUACCAGAAACUUCUCUGCUCCUGACAGCACACCUCUCCCCAGAAGAGAAGAAGGAGAGUGGCCACGUUGAUUCAGCCAAGCACCUCCAGGAGGUCCCCUCUGGAUGUCCCAUGAGGCUGCCGCUCAGCCACAACCCGGAGCACGUGGAGAUGGCUUUGCUCAGCAACAUCCUAGCAGCCUAUUCCUUUGUCUCAGAAAAUCCUGAGCGAGCAGCUCUGUACUUUGUUUCUGGUGUGUGCAUUGGACUGGUGCUGACUCUGGCUGCUUUGGUGAUAAGGAUCUCUUGCCACACAGACUGCAGGCGGCGUCCCAAGAAGAAGUUCCUGCAGGACAGAGAGAGCAGCAGCGACAGCAGCGACAGCGAGGACGGUAGUGAGGACACCGCGUCCGAUCUCUCCGUGCGGAGACACCGCCGCUUCGAGAGGACUUUGAACAAGAACGUGUUCACCUCCGCGGAGGAGCUGGAGCGCGCCCAGCGGCUGGAGGAGCGCGAGCGCAUCAUCAGGGAGAUCUGGAUGAAUGGCCAGCCUGAGGUGCCCGGGACCAGGAGCCUGAACCGCUACUAUUAGGGAGCAGCAGGACCCCGGAAACCACUGGAGGCCGCCUGGAAGGGAGAGGAUCUGCAGGGACAGUAGACACAAGGAACUGAACCCAGCUCUGCUAAUAUUGUGAUUUCAGAGAAAAACCAGGACAUGCCCCUUUUCUAGCCAGGGGGAUUGCUCCUUUUUAGCCAAAUGUAUGGAGAAGUAGAAAAAUCAAAGCAGUUCAUCAAUCUUCCAGGUCUUGGAAUGGUGCUGAAAAACCCUCUCCAACACUGUGGAUGGAGAUCGGAGAAACGCUACUUCGGUUUCUCUUGAUUUCUGAGGAUCUCAGAAGUUUCUGCAGACUUCCUUGCUAUGUGUUAUUCCUUUGCAAAAGGAAAGAUCAUUAUAGCAUGAGGGCUUGGAAUAGCAGGGUGAACUUAACCCAAUAAAUGCAAUUUCCUAAAUGGGCUCCAUGCUAUGGAGGUGAUUCGGAGUCAAAUAGCGUGAUCCAUGCUUAUUAUUUAAGGCUGAUUUUUAAAAUCUCGUUUUGCAAGGGCAACGCCGUCCAUUUUAACUGGCACCUCAGGGAUUAAAAUCCUAUUUUUUAGUAUAGUUCCCAUCUCAUUCAUGAAAAAUGAAUACAACUAUUGUAUUAUGGGAGAUGUGUCAGUGAACUAGAAAAUGUCAAUAACCUCAAAGGAUGAAGGGUUUUUAUUUUAAAUAGUUUAUAAAAUAUAUAUUGACAUGCAUAUUUGAAAAUGCUGCAUAAAAAUAAAAGUGGUGUGUUUUCCCCCUCUUUGGAGACAAGAAAAUUUUAUUAUGAUUCUAGAUAAUUGUGAUUUUAAACACUUUGUUUUUUUAAAAAAAGUUUGAAUUUCAAAGAAAAGAAUGGAAAUGAGAGGUAAGGAUUAAAGCCAAAGUUAGGAUGGGAAUUAAAAAAAUAAACAUUACAUAAAAUCUU